Eublepharis macularius is the source of this 918-nucleotide messenger RNA. Its product is annotated as olfactory receptor 2D3-like. The transcript has a single exon. The record is from RefSeq and is a predicted model, not a curated record. The coding region runs from base 1 to 918 and encodes 305 amino acids. Gene Ontology annotation, molecular function: G protein-coupled receptor activity; olfactory receptor activity. Gene Ontology annotation, biological process: G protein-coupled receptor signaling pathway. Lineage: Eukaryota; Metazoa; Chordata; Lepidosauria; Squamata; Eublepharidae. Gene Ontology annotation, cellular component: membrane.
AUGGACAAUCAGACCACAGUGACUUAUUUUGUCCUCUUGGGAUUUUCACACAACCCACCAGUCCAAAUUUUUCUGUUCUUAUUGUUUUUAUUUAUAUAUACAGCAACGCUGCUGGCAAAUACACUGAUUAUAAAAUUAAUAGUGAUGAGUAAUCAGCUUCAGGGCCCCAUGUACUUUUUCCUGAGUCACCUGUCUUUCCUCGAUAUUUGCUUCUCUUCAGUCACUGUGCCAAAGUUGCUAGUUAACCUCUGUUCAAGGCCAACAAUAUCAUACAAUGGCUGCAUUGCCCAGAUGUUCUCAAGCAUUCUGUUAGUGUGCACGGAAGCUUAUAUUCUUGCAGCAAUGGCUUUUGACCGAUACAUUGCUAUACGCAAGCCCCUUCACUAUGUGCAAAUCAUGAGCAGAGUGUUCUGCAGAUGUCUGGUGGGAGGUGCAUGGGCCAUUGGAACCUUGCAAGCUCUGGUGAAUUCAUUACCUAUAUUAAAACUAACUUUCUGUGGUCCAAAUAUUAUCAGGCACUUCAGCUGUGAAUACCCAUCUUUACUUGCUUUGUCCUGCACUGAAACAUUCCCAAAUGUGGUUACUUUCUUCAUUUCUGGAACCACUAUCGCAGUUUCUUCAAUCCUUGUUAUUCUGGUCUCCUAUGUCCACAUUCUCUCUACCGUCCUGAAGAUGCAAUCAGCUGAAGCGAAAAAGAAAACCUUCUCCACUUGCAGUGCCCACCUUAUCGUGGUGCUUCUAUACUAUGGCACAUGCAGCUUUAGGUAUUUGAGACCCAACUCCAUUUCCUCAGCAAUCCUGGAUGAACUUUUUUCCAUCCAGUAUAGCAUAUCAACUCCCAUGCUGAAUCCCAUUAUUUAUAGCCUUAAAACCAGGGAAAUCAAGUUCGGCUUAAAGAAAUUAUUGGGGUUCAAAUGA